Molecule: messenger RNA, 2577 nt
Organism: Trichobilharzia regenti
Lineage: Eukaryota; Metazoa; Platyhelminthes; Trematoda; Strigeidida; Schistosomatidae
Source: the annotation of a GenBank genome assembly
AUGCCUGCGUUAGUGUUUUUAGGAAGAGCAUGGGCAUUCGCCUCAGACGAUUUUGUUUGCACGGGUUUGAGUAAUUUUUUACUGCGAUUGUCCUGUGUUUGUAUCAUGGCUGUGCCGCUUCUUCUUGCAAAAAAUAUCUCCGCUUGUUUUUCUGGCAUUGCAUCUAGGGUAUUUUGCAUAGCCAUGUUUGUUGUAAUGGCUGUUUUGCUGAUUCUCGACGCCUUACUUUCAAUGUUCAGCAGCAAAGGAGGUGUUAUGGAUACAAAUUUACGCAGAAAUGUUUCCCAUGUACUUGGCACAGUCUGUCUGUUUUCUUUGGUGUUACUGGUGCUGAAUUGUGUCAAUUUGUAUUUUGCUUACAAUGCAUAUAACCUUUGCGAAAUACAGAUUAUUGACUGCUAUGUAGCGGGGAACGCUAUUUCAGUAGCCCAUGUUAUCGGCUUUAUUCUGUUCUUACUACUACAUUAUCGUGAAGCUGGGGCUUUCUGGGGCCAGUUGGCAAACGAUCCCAAUGUAUUUAAACAAGGUUGCUUGCAUCCUGAUGUUAAUCUUUCCACGAAGCAGUCAGUAAUGCUCAAUAAGAGAAAAUCUUUUCAACGCAACUUGAGGAUUUUAGGAGUUUUCCGUCGUUCACCUCGUUUUAAAACUGAUCAAACAUUAGUACAAACUGAAGAAAGGGUAAUAACCUCUGCUGCUGCACUAUUUUCAGAAAUUUUUUACGAUGUAGACUUAGUUGCAAGCGACAUAGUUGCGGGUCUCAUCCUUCUACGUUGGCAGACCAAACAAUGGGUUGGAUGUGGUCACCGUAUCCCUUUGAGCCUCAUACACCAGGAUACUUCUCCUUCAGAUCUAAACCUGUAUACUGUGCGAAAAGAUGACCAAACUCCAGAUAUGUGGUUGGAUAUCCACAGAAUUUACCGAGUGGCAGAAUUUGUAACCGCUAUCUACGGGAAGUUGUUAUACUACAGUAUGAAUCUUGGCAUUCCUGGUUCCACUUGUCGGUUGUAUCGUCACCUUCCUUGUUGCAUAAAUUCUUGUAAUCGUCCUUCACCAGAACAAAGUCAGCUUAGUUGUUGUAUCUGCUCAGGGCAUACCUGUGAUUUAGCAGCAAUACUUGAAUUCACUUCACUCAGAGAAGAUCAGUUUGUUAAGCUUUCAUAUGAAAAUUCAGUUCAUCAAACCCCUUACUUUGUAGCAAUCGAUGACUGCAGUCAGUGUAUCGUUAUUUCCGUCCGUGGUACAUUAUCCUUUGAAGAUACUAUUGUUGACUUAUUGUACGAUGGAGUACGUUUAGAUGAGGUUGAAAAAUUUAUUGAAUUGAAAACCGGCACAAGACCAUGCUUUAUUGGACAUCGUGGUAUGGUUGAAAGAUCAAGAUAUUUAUACAAUUGUCUGUUAACCGAUCGUACAAUUGAUAUAGCAUUGAACAGAAAACCAAAUUAUAAAUUAGUUGUAUGCGGUCAUAGCCUAGGUGCUGGUAUUGCAUCUUUUCUAUCUGUCUUUCUGCGUUGUACAUAUCCUGAUGUGAAAGGUUACGCUUUCAGUGCACCUUUAGGAAUGAUGAACCAAGAAUUAGCAGACUAUUGCAAACCAUUUCUACUGUCCAUUAUUUAUGGAUACGAUAUUUUCGCACGUAUGAAUCGAUCGACAAUGUCUGAUUUCAAAUGGCGUUUAUUGGAUGCCUUAUCAGCUUGUAAAGUACCUAAGCAUCGUCUGUUAAGUCGUGGAUUGUUUGUAUGCUUACGACGUUAUCUAUUCAAAUGGUGUUUUCCGGAUUGUUUUCCAAGGGAGUCUGUAACAACUGUUGGUAGUGAUACUCUUCUGCUAGAUACAACGACACAGGAACGCUUGAUUCAAUCGAUUCCACAACUUGCACACGAUGAUAAUGAAAUGCGUGUUUGUCUUUCAUCUCAGGAGAAUUCUUCAAAUUCAGCUAGUGCAAGUACCUAUCGAUCUGUGCAGUCUAACCGAUUUCGUCCUGGUCCACGUUCACUUCUCUGUUGGAUCAAUCCUGAUAGUGUACUUCCACAGCCACAGACUAAUAUACAGUCUACAGAGUCCACUUCACAGGUACAAUCUUCAAAUGACAAAGCUGACCUUUCCACUACUGAUGAACUUCACUCGUGCCAGUCAUACGAUCUCUCAGAUGGUGUAUUCGGUGGUUUAGUUCUCCAUCUAGUCGAUGUUGAUCUUGAUCAAAGUGAUGAUGAUGACAGUUCCACUAGUCCUAUGAUGAAUGAAAAUAGUUUCAAAGAAGAUGUAAAAGACGGCAGGAAAAUUCAUAAUUCUGGUCUAGAACGACUCUUAUCAGCAAAGUCUAGUAGAAAAAAUUCAUGUUGUAAAAGUCAUCGUGAAACUAGAAGAACAAUCUCAGCUGUCUGGUCUAAUCCACAACAGUUUAAAACGAUUCUAGUUCACCCACAAAUGCUGAUACACCAUUUACCUGAUCGAAUGUUAAAAGCUGUUGAAUGUCUCCGUCGAACGGUACUCCUUGUGUCAACUGACUCUUCAGAAAAUAGUGGCAUGAAUGGUUUGAAGACGUGUGAUUUUAUACGGAAAUUGAAUAAUGUAUCAUGA